AGGGUGACUCCAUAAAUGAAAGCGCAGAUUUCGUCCGGGGUCAGCUCUUCCGUUUUCUCACCCACGUUUGAUCUGAACGUUUACUCGAAAUUUGUCACUGUGUCAGGCAGUAUUGACUUGUGCCGCAGAAGAUAUUUGGUUUCAACCUUUGUCAAUAUAUCUAAACGAAAAUAUCUUCAAGGAUUCAGCAUGGCACCAUCUCUGACAAAGGACGUUGAGCCGUCAAAGUUUGUGAGCUCUGGGAAACCAAACCUGGACAUUAGCUUUCAAGAUUUUCUCGAACUCUCCAAGGUCGUUUUCGACUGGGCAGACAGCUAUGACUCCAAGGACUGGGAUCGACUCAGGGGAAUCAUUGCUCCAACUCUGACAGUCGACUACACCCAAAUUGGGCUUGCCCGAUGGGACUCAAUAACUGCCAAUGAGUACAUGAAAAUGAUCACCGAUCCAAGCUUCCUAGGCGAUCCCACAGUCAAAACCCAGCAUCUACUUGGCCAAACCUGGUGGGAAAAGAUAUCUGAUACCGAAGUCGUCGGACACCACCAACUACGAGCUGCCCACCAGGUUUACACCGACAUUGAUUUAAAAACGGUCAAGGUCAAGGGUCAUGGUCACGCUACAAACGAGCACUACUAUCGCAAGGUGGAUGGAGUAUGGAAGUUUGCCGGUUUGAAGCCUACAGUUCGUUGGAAUGAGUAUCAGUUCGAGGAUGUCUUCAAGGCUUGUCGCCACUAAGGAGCAAUCUUAUAUACCUGUCUCCUAGGUCCAG
Messenger RNA from Talaromyces stipitatus ATCC 10500, 766 nucleotides. Its product is annotated as conidial pigment biosynthesis scytalone dehydratase Arp1. The record is from RefSeq and is a predicted model, not a curated record. The coding region runs from base 16 to 732 and encodes 238 amino acids. The transcript has 4 exons. Gene Ontology annotation, molecular function: scytalone dehydratase activity. Gene Ontology annotation, biological process: melanin metabolic process. NCBI's taxonomy places the organism in Eukaryota, Fungi, Ascomycota, Eurotiomycetes, Eurotiales, Trichocomaceae.